AUGUUUGAUUUGAGGUCGAUUGGACGAAUGCACUUCAAACCCACCCUGAUUAUUAUCUACCCGAAAUCCAGAACAAUAUUCACACAAGAACACUAUCGAGCAGCGUUAGCUUCAACAAAAGUCUUCAAUUUGAAAGUUGAUGUUCUUUUAGGAACAGUAGAUUUAAGAAGCAAUAAAAUUAUGCUAACACAGAUAAUUCAGUGGCAGUUCUUGGGUCUUAAAAAACAUAUAGAAGAUGAGAAAGAUAUGUUUAAUUUAAUAGAAGCUAUUGCAAGAAUGGAGUCGUCUGCGAAAUGGGGGCUGGAUCUGCACUUCUGGCGGCCAGACUUGCUCGAAAAAUAUCACAUAAUUUAUACGUUUAUCACUAUUCACAAGCAUCCAGUGUGGAUU
Molecule: messenger RNA, 390 nt
Organism: Brenthis ino (lesser marbled fritillary)
Lineage: Eukaryota; Metazoa; Arthropoda; Insecta; Lepidoptera; Nymphalidae
Source: the annotation of a GenBank genome assembly